AUGCAAAUACUCCAUAUUACGAAGCUUGUGGCCCUGCUCACAAUCGGUGCCACUGCCUUGCCCACCUCAGGUGGCUCCGGAGUUUACACCCGCGACGUAGACCAACCACAGGAAGGCGUCGUUGGCAGAUCCAUUGUCAACAAUCUCGACAGUGUUGCUGACUCUGGCAGACUCGAGGCACGCGCUGAAAGCAGCAGUGAAGAAAAAAAACGCCUAAAAAAGGAAGCGCAUGAUAAGUUAGAGCAGGAGGCAAGGGCGAGAUCAAAUUACCAGUGCCCUCACUGCCCGGCUUAUUUCUCGAAUGCCAAGCCACUGAAUAUACAUCUAAGCCUGGGUCACCUUGGUCUACCCGCAUACAAUGCCAAAACCGGGCGCCCUGUUGAGUAA
Pyricularia grisea is the source of this 387-nucleotide messenger RNA. RefSeq lists its product as uncharacterized. The transcript has a single exon. NCBI's taxonomy places the organism in Eukaryota, Fungi, Ascomycota, Sordariomycetes, Magnaporthales, Pyriculariaceae. Bases 1 to 387 code for a protein of 128 amino acids. The record is from RefSeq and is a predicted model, not a curated record.